UUCAGUGAUGGGAACGGUAGAGAACGCGCCCACAUCUCCAUACGAUGUGUCGGUUAUGCAACUCCGGGAGCUGAUGGACAGCAGGGGUCAGGAGGGUAUCCAAAAAAUACAACAACAGUUUGGCAAUGUGUUCGGCAUUUGCAACGCUCUUCGCACUGCCCCUAAUGAAGGCUUAACGGGAAACCCGAAGGACUUGGAAAGUAGGCGGGAAUUCUUCGGCGCGAAUAUGAUUCCACCCAAACCUCCGAAAACAUUCUUACAAUUAGUUUGGGAAGCCUUGCAAGACGUGACACUAAUCAUACUAGAAGUGGCAGCUAUUAUAUCGUUGGCGCUCGCCUUCUAUAAGCCUCCGCCCGGGGAGGAGGACGACGAAGGA
Medioppia subpectinata is the source of this 376-nucleotide messenger RNA. The record is from the annotation of a GenBank genome assembly. NCBI's taxonomy places the organism in Eukaryota, Metazoa, Arthropoda, Arachnida, Sarcoptiformes, Oppiidae.